This is a messenger RNA of Arvicola amphibius (Eurasian water vole), 1286 nucleotides long. RefSeq names its product family with sequence similarity 110 member C (gene Fam110c). Lineage: Eukaryota; Metazoa; Chordata; Mammalia; Rodentia; Cricetidae. The transcript is spliced from 2 exons. Bases 157 to 1137 code for a protein of 326 amino acids. The record is from RefSeq and is a predicted model, not a curated record. Gene Ontology annotation, cellular component: cell cortex. Gene Ontology annotation, biological process: regulation of cell projection assembly; positive regulation of cell migration. Gene Ontology annotation, molecular function: alpha-tubulin binding.
CCCUUCUGGCUCGCCCCAACUCCGGAUCUGGGCGGAGGGGCCCUGGGGCGUGUUUCCCCACCCCUUUCGGACUUCGGAACUGACUCGGACAGACUGGCGCCGGAACAGGAGUGGUCUCUACUGGACGACAACUUGGUGGGUUCGGGUCCUGCAAGAAUGCGGGCCCUGUCGGCCGUGGACGCACUUGCCAGAAUGCGACCCCCUCUCCGGGACCCCAUGGCGGCGGAGGACACUCACACGGCGCGGCCAGCGCGCAAGAGCGCUGUGGAGAGACUGGCGGCCGACCGCGCCAAGUACGUUCGGAGCACGCCGGGAUCCAACCAGGGUUCUGUCUCCGAGGGCAGGGUCCCUGAGACCCCAGGAGUGCAGCACCGCAACCCAGUUCCUUCGGCUCUUACUCCAGCUCCCGUAGCCCGCAGGGUUAUCCCUCGGAAGCCGCUGAGACCUGAUUCGUUGGUCAUCUACCGACAGAAGUGCGAAUUCUUCCGAGGGCCAGGAACAGACGGUUCCAGAGGGGGGACGGUGAAGAAGUUUUCCCAGGGGUCUCCCAAGGACAAAAUGACAGUGGCCCCUGAAACGACCGUGGUGUCAGGUGAGGGUAAGACGAAGGAAACAGAGGCCACUUGGACCAAGUCCAAUCAGGCGGUAGCCACUAGCCCAGCCUCUCCGUUACCACCUCCCACCCCUGUAGUGGCCACGGAGUCCCCAGAUGUGCCUUUGAAUGUGGCUUCCAAGGUUCCAGUUGCACCCUCGGCAGGGGAGCUACGGGUGUCGCGUCGCAGAGGAUUGCAGCGCUCUCAGUCAGAUCUCAGCUCCCGCUACUCGAUAGCCAGGGCCGAACCCGACAACUUCUUCCUUUAUUGCGGCCUGGAACCAGAAGUGGUGGAGGCUCUUGGGAGAGAGAACUUCUCUGCUGGGUCCGACUGUGUUACUUUCAAAGUGCGGAGCGUGAGCAUGGCUACUUCUGAUAGUAGCUUCUCCAGGCACAGCGAGGAUGGGCUGCAAGAAGAGGAGCUCAUGGAGCAAAUGCCCAGCACCACCUCUAUAGUAGAAAGGAACGCCCGUAUCAUAAAGUGGCUGUUUACCUGCAAGAAGGCCAAAGAAACCCCCAGCCAGAGGUUGCAGGGACCUGCCUGAUUGAUGUCUGAUCCAGGAAGCAAACUUUUCCAUGAUGAAGGGACCCUUAAAUUGAAUGGACUCCUGAGCCAUGUGUUUGCUUCUGUUGACCAGGCUUGUAUAUUAGCCAUGGUGAAGUGCUGUGGUGAAGAUGGGCGGGAAGAUAUUAG